Messenger RNA from Pneumocystis jirovecii RU7, 1890 nucleotides. RefSeq names its product ERMES complex Ca(2+)-binding regulatory GTPase GEM1. The record is from RefSeq and is a predicted model, not a curated record. Lineage: Eukaryota; Fungi; Ascomycota; Pneumocystomycetes; Pneumocystales; Pneumocystaceae. Bases 1 to 1890 code for a protein of 629 amino acids. Gene Ontology annotation, cellular component: mitochondrial outer membrane. Gene Ontology annotation, molecular function: calcium ion binding; GTPase activity; GTP binding. Gene Ontology annotation, biological process: regulation of mitochondrion organization; small GTPase-mediated signal transduction; mitochondrion organization. The transcript is spliced from 13 exons.
AUGACAGAUAUAAGAAUUGUCGUAGUAGGCGAUGAUCAUGUAGGAAAAUCAAGUUUAAUUACAUCACUUGUUAAGGUUUUUGUGCAAAAACAAAUUUUGGCUGACUUGAUACACGUUGUACCACCUGUUAGUGUUCCAGAUAUGUACAGCAAUAUGAACACAAUUAUUGUUGAUACGUCUUCUGAUCCUGCAGAUCGUCCAAUGCUUAUUAAAGAGCUACGCAAAGCUAAUGUAAUUUGCUUGGUUUACGCCGACAGCUAUAGUGGAGAGCGUGUUUCUUUAUUUUGGCUUCCAUUUUUUAGAUCUCUUGGUGUUAAUCUGCCUGUUGUACUUUGUGCCAAUAAAUGUGAUAAUUUAGAAGCAGAUGGAUCACUAAUUAUUGAGGAGGAAAUGCUUCCAAUUAUGAAAGAAUUCAAGCAAGUCUUUUUGUAUUUAUAUAAUAAUUGUUUUAGAUCAAGUGGAAAGGCUCACCGUAAUGUAAAUGAGGUGUUUUAUUUGUGUCAACGAGCUGUUACACAUCCUAUAGCUCCUCUUUUUAAUGCAAAGGAACAGGAGCUGAAACCGGCUGCAGUAGUUGCUUUGAAGAGGAUAUUUUUUUUAUCCGAUAAAGAUCAUAACGGUAUAUUAAAUGAUGUAGAAUUAGAUUUAUUACAAAGAAGAUGUUUUGAAAAACCAAUGGCGCCUUCCGAUUUUGAUGAUAUUAAAUUUUCUGUUUCAAAAUUAUCUCUUGAUGCAGUAAGGGAUAAUGGUUUAACUGAAAUUGGGUUUUUGUUAUUGAACAAAAUAUUUGCUGUUAAAGGAAGACAUGAGACAACCUGGCAAAUUUUAAGGUCUUUUAAAUAUACGGAUAGCUUAAGUUUAAAAGAUGAUUUUCUUAAUCCUAAAUUUGAAGUAGGAUCUAACCAAAGUGUGGAGCUUAGUCCUUUAGGAUAUCGUUUUUUGGUCGAUUAUUUUUCAUUAAUGGAUAAAGAUAAUGAUGGCGCAUUAAAUUCAGACGAAUUAUGUGCUUUAUUUGCGCCUACACCUGGAUUACCAAAGUUGUGGCUUCUUUCAUCAUUUCCAGAGUCUACAGUUCGAAAUGAGAUGGGUUAUGUUACUUAUAAUGGAUGGCUUGCACAGUGGAGCAUGACAACACUUUUGGAUUAUUCAACAACACUUGCUUAUCUUGCAUAUUUAGGUUUCGAAUCAAUUGGAAAAGAAGGGACAAUGGAUGCAUUAUAUAUAACAAAAGCACGUAAAAGAGGGAAAAAAUCAGUUAAGGUAGAUAGAAAUGUAUUUUUAUGUUAUGUUGUUGGCAAAAGGAAAUCAGGAAAAAGUUGCUUGCUAGAUUCUUUUAUAAAUAUCCCAUACAAUCCGAAAUAUACUCCUACAAAAAACCAUAGAACAGUUGUAAAUAGCGUUGAAAUCCAAAGUAUUCAACGAUAUCUUGUGCUUGAGGAAUUAACGGAUAAUGAACAUGCUGUUUUAAGUAAUCCAAAAAAAUUAGAUGCUUGUGAUGUAUUAUGUUUGACUUAUGAUUCAUCUGAUCCUGAAAGCUUUGGUUAUUUGUUAAAACUACAGGAAAAAUACCCUGAAAUAAAUUCUAUUCCGUGUGUUUAUGCUGCUACGAAGGCUGAUCUUGAUCGUCAACAGCAGAGAUGUGAUAUUCAACCAGAUCAAUAUACGCAAAUCCAAUGUCUUCGUUCUCCUAUUCAUGUUAGUAUACCAUGGAUGUCAACAUCUGAUUUAUUUGUUCAAUUAGUCGAAGCUGCACAGACUCCAUAUUUUGCUAUACCUAGGAAAAAAAACAAAGAAAAAGAACCUUUGAAUAUACCUUUUUUGCUAGCAACAAGUGCAUUUGGAGCUCUUGUUAUUUCUGUUGGUGCACAUUUGUUUUUUAGAAAACCUUAA